Gracilinanus agilis (Agile Gracile Mouse Opossum) is the source of this 1872-nucleotide messenger RNA. RefSeq names its product glutaryl-CoA dehydrogenase (gene GCDH). Bases 79 to 1368 code for a protein of 429 amino acids. The transcript has 11 exons. Gene Ontology annotation, cellular component: mitochondrial inner membrane. NCBI's taxonomy places the organism in Eukaryota, Metazoa, Chordata, Mammalia, Didelphimorphia, Didelphidae. Gene Ontology annotation, molecular function: fatty-acyl-CoA binding; glutaryl-CoA dehydrogenase activity; flavin adenine dinucleotide binding. Gene Ontology annotation, biological process: fatty-acyl-CoA biosynthetic process; fatty acid beta-oxidation using acyl-CoA dehydrogenase. The record is from RefSeq and is a predicted model, not a curated record.
UACCACUGCAUUUUUUGUGGUCCAAAUCUAGCUGACUCUCGGACUUUGUAACCUUACAGGUAGCCUGCUUUCCUCCCCAUGGCGCUGAAGGGUAUAUCCACGUUGCGGCUCCUGAGCCAAGUCCACAGCCCAAUUUUGGCCUUGGUGAGGGGCCGAACCGUCCAGGCUGCGACCCGGGCUUCCCGCCCUACCUUCAAUUGGCAGGACCCACUUCUUCUGGAAACACAACUGACCCCUGAUGAGAUCCUGACCCGAGAUACUUUCCGAACCUACUGCCAGGAAAAGCUGAUGCCCCGGAUUCUCCUGGCUAAUCGGAAUGAAGUGUUUCACCGGGAGAUUGUUUCAGAGAUGGGAGAACUGGGUGUGCUAGGCCCCACCAUUAAAGGGUAUGGCUGUGCUGGGACCUCAAAUGUAGCCUAUGGACUUCUGACUCGGGAACUAGAGCGUGUAGACAGUGGCUUCCGGUCAACCAUGAGCGUCCAGUCCUCCUUGGUCAUGUUCCCCAUCUAUGCCUAUGGCUCUGAAGAGCAGCGGCAAAAGUACCUGCCCCGUCUUGCAAAGGGGGAAAUCCUGGGCUGCUUUGGAUUGUCGGAACCCAAUCAUGGAAGUGACCCAGGCAGUAUGGAGACUAGGGCCCGCUACAAUGCAGCCAACAAGACCUAUACCCUGAACGGCUCCAAGACCUGGAUCACUAAUUCACCUGUGGCUGACCUGUUUGUGGUCUGGGCGGUGUGCGAGGAUGGUAAGGUGCGGGGCUUCCUGUUAGAGAAGGGGAUGCGUGGAUUGUCAGCUCCCAAAAUCGAGGGAAAGUUUGCACUUCGGGCCUCAAUCACAGGAAUGAUCCUCAUGGAUGACGUGGAAGUACCUGAACAGAAUUUGCUGCCUCAUGCAUCUGGCCUUUCUGGCCCCUUUGGAUGUCUGACUACAGCUCGAUUUGGCAUUGCUUGGGGGGCACUGGGUGCUGCAGAGUUCUGUAUGCAUACAGCUCGGCAGUACACCCUAGACAGGAAGCAGUUUGGAGUCCCAUUGGCUAAAAAUCAGCUCAUCCAGAAGAAAUUGGCUGAUAUGCUCACAGAGAUCACCCUGGGUCUACAUGCAUGCCUGCAGCUUGGGCGCUUGAAGGACCAGGACAAGGCCACCCCAGAAAUGGUUUCAUUGCUGAAAAGGAACAAUUGUGGCAAAGCUCUUGAUAUUGCCAGACAGGCCCGUGACAUGCUUGGUGGGAAUGGGAUUUCUGAUGAGUAUCAUGUGAUCCGGCACGUCAUGAACUUGGAAGCUGUAAACACUUACGAAGGUACUCAUGACAUCCAUGCCCUGAUCCUUGGAAGAGCUAUCACGGGAAUUCAGUCAUUCACUAGUGGGAAAUGAGCCUGUUUUAUUUAAGAGCUGAUGAACAUCCUUCAGAAAAAGUAGUCAUUUCAUCUUGUGUGAAGUCUGCUUUUCUGGGGAAGUGGCUAUUACUUUCCUUUCUGGAAGACGGAGAUUGAAACUGAAGAAACGAAUUUCUGUAAUCUCAAUGUGCCUUGUUCUAAAAUCAACUCUUCUGUUAAAAUGCUGAAAGAAUGUGAUUGUACACACUAUGCCAGUCCCUUUCAACCCACCAACUAUGAUUAAUUUUAUAUAACUUAGGAAACAAGUGGUUUUUUUAAUUAGGGGGUAAGAGAAAGAAGAAUGAAUUUCAGAGCAGCUUCUGUGAAGCUGCUGAUUUGUAACUGAGUUAACUAAAAUCUCUCACCCAAACCUAUAAUGCCUUUAAUGCUUUCUGACCCCACUGAUUGCCCACUCAUUUCCAGGAGUAUCAUUCAGUGUCCUGGACUUGGGAGCAGAUUGGGAACAAGUGGAUUAAUAAAGACCACAUGUUGCUGAUCAAAA